Callorhinchus milii (elephant shark) is the source of this 5347-nucleotide messenger RNA. It is a transcript of the gene fnip1, whose product is annotated as folliculin interacting protein 1. The coding region runs from base 34 to 3240 and encodes 1068 amino acids. Lineage: Eukaryota; Metazoa; Chordata; Chondrichthyes; Chimaeriformes; Callorhinchidae. The record is from RefSeq and is a predicted model, not a curated record. Gene Ontology annotation, cellular component: cytoplasm. The transcript is spliced from 18 exons. Gene Ontology annotation, molecular function: ATPase inhibitor activity; protein-folding chaperone binding.
UCUGGAUUACACUGUCUGCUUUGCCACGGGACAAUGAUGCCGAGCUGGCCAUCUCCAGAGUUUGAUCCCAGCCAAAUUAGACUUAUCGUCUACCAGGAUUGUGAACGGCGAGGAAGAAAUGUUUUGUUUGAUUCUAAAGCAGCAAAGAAAACUGAAGAAGGCUCAGCUUCAAAAGUUUGCAAUGAUAUACAAGCAAAGAUUUUAGAGAAAUACUGUCAAGCGAGAUGUGGUGGAUGUGCCAACCCUUCACCCGCUUCCAGCCCUCAAGAACACCCCAACAAAUGCCAGAAUUCUCGGCCAUCCUCAGAUGCCAACAUGCUGGGUGAGAUGAUGUUUGGCUCUGUGGCAAUGAGUUACAAAGGUUCCACAUUAAAAAUCCACCAGAUACGUUCUCCACCACAACUGAUGCUUAGCAAAGUUUUCACAGCUCGUACUGGAGGCAGUGUCACUGGAAGUUUGAACACAUUGCAAGACAGCCUUGAAUUUAUUAAUCAAGAUCCCACUGCAUCGAAACCAUAUCCAGACCAAAAUCCUCUGCUGAACAAUCUUAUAGGUUUUUCACAGCUUUGCAGCCCCAAACGGGUACCUGGUGUCUGUGAGCCUGCUCCGCUCCGCCUGAUCAGGAGCGCUUCUUUCUUUGCAGUUCACAGCACCCCAAUGGACAUGCCCAGCAGAGGACCUGAUGAAGACCGAGACAGUGGAAUAACCCGUUCAGCCUCCCUGAGCAGCCUGCUUGUUACACCUUUCCCUUCGCCAAGCUCUUCCCUUCCCAGUAGCUGUGCGAGCAGUUACCACCGGAGAUGGAGGCGCAGUCAGAACACCAGCCUGGAAAAUGGAGUCUUCCCACGAUGGUCUGUUGAGGAGAGUUUUAACAUGUCAACUGAAAGCUGCAGUUCAAAUCCAUCCAUCGUUCGAAAAAAGAAGAUUGCUAUCGGUAUUAUAUUCUCACUUUCGCAGAAUGAGGAAGAGAGCAAUAAGUUUCACGAGUUCUUUUUUGCCCACUUUCCCCUCUUUGAGAGUCAUGUGAACAGACUGAAGUUUGCUAUUGAGCAGGCUAUGAAAAUGAGGAACAGAAUUUCUGAGACCAGCCAACGUGUUCUGGGUUACAAUAGAAUUGUAGAUGCUUUAAAUGAAUUCAGGACAUCGAUCUGUGAUCUUUAUACAAUGCCAAGGAUAGCAGAACCUGUGUGGCUGACUAUGAUGUCUGGAAUCCCUGAAAAAAAACUGCUUUGCCAACGCUUCAUGAAGGAGUUUGCUUUUCUGAUGGAGCAAGCUUCAAAGAACCAAUUCCUACCAGCCCUCGUUACUGCUGUGCUCACAAAUCACCUGGCCUGGGUCCCAACGGUUAUGCCAAAUGAUCAGCCACCGAUCAAAAUUUUCCUGGAAAAACAUUCCUCUCAAAGUGUGGACAUGCUGUCAAAGUCAAAUCCUUACAACCCGUUAUGGGCACAACUGGUUGACCUGCAUGGUGCGAUCGGCUCUCCUGUGAGGUUAGCACGGACUGUGGUGAUCGGCAAGCGUCAGGAAUUGGUUCAGCGAUUACUUUAUUUCCUCACGUACUUCAUCCGGUGUUCCGAGCUGCAAGAGACUCAGUUAGUCGUGGAAGGUGAUGGGGAAGAUGAGACUGAAAUGAACGAGUCUGUCAUGACUACAUCCCUGGAGAAAGGAGAGGUGGAGGAGUCUGAAUAUGUGGUGGUUACGCUCCACAGGAAUAAAAAUAGCCUUAUCUCUCCCUUUCUGCAAAACCAAACCUCUGGUUCACAAGACAGUAUUGGCCCUGUCUGUCAUGAUAAUAAAUGUCCACUUCACAGAGUCAAGGAACAUGUUGUCAAACAGGAAGAGGUAAAUAUUUCCGGUGGUGGAUUGCUCCAACUUCACAGGAACACCGAAAUUGGCUGCAAGACAAAUUUGGGGACAAUCCGCAUGGAAGAAGACACUAUGAAGCAAUGCAAAGAAAUUACCAGCUGCUUUCAAGAAACCAAGAUUGAAACUGUGGUCCCCAUUAGAUCUGCUGCUGCAGACCGAAGCUUGGUGGUAGAACCUGUAACUGAGAAGCAGCCUCCAGAUAAGCCGCUGCCCUCUUCCUUGCCCUGUAGGGCGAGCCAUCCGAAGCAAAGUCCCAAUUCACUCCAAAAGGUGACUUUUCAGAUAGGUGAUUCGCUUUCUCCUGAUUCAGAUACAGAAGCCAAGAAAAAUGAAGUGGAUGGAUUAUUUAAAAAAGGUAUUAGGGAGCUUAAAAAUAGAAUACAGAAAGGCGAGGUAUCUGUGGCGACUCGGGACCAAAAGACAACUAAUAGCGAAAAGGAUCUGUUACCUGACCUGUCCAAUAAAUUCUAUAAAUUGGAUCCUUCACGUGAAGGAAGUACAAGCUUACUUGAUGAAUGUUUUACAGAGGAUUGCUUAAUGGAAGCAAGGACCAGUGAUUACCUUCCUAGGAAAGAUCAGAAAGAGAAUGAGCAACGAGAUAUUUCAGAAAUAAUGUUGUGUACUCCGGACAAUAAACAACAAGUACCAUCUGGGGUUGAGUGGGACAUCCCAAGAAAUGAGAGCUCGGACAGUGCCCUGGGUGACAGUGAGACUGAGGAUGCAAGUCAUGAGUUGUCACGACAUAACAGCAGCUACUAUGGUGCAGAGCAGGAUGACUGGCUGGAGCAGGAAGAGCUACCUUUUCCUGGGUCAAAAAUCGUUGAAGUAACUUGCGAGAAACCAUGCAUUUCUAACUAUGGGAGAUCAUUAUUUGGUGGUUACUGCCCGUACUAUGUGCCUGACUUUGUUCUGCACGGAACUUGCAAUGAUGAGAAGCUGAGGCAGUGUUUGGUAUCAGAUUUAGCACAUGCUGUACAGCAUCCAGUGUUGGAUGAGCCAAUCGCAGAGGCUGUCUGCAUUAUAGCAGAUGUGGAUAAGUGGAGUGUACAAGUUGCAAGCAGCCAAAGGCGCAUCACAGAAAGCAACAGACUGGGGAAAGAAGUACUGGUAUCCAGCUUAGUUUCCAACUUACUUCAUUCCACUCUACAGCUCUACAAACUCGAUCUCUCCCCAAACUUUUGUAUAAUGCACCUUGAAGAUCGGCUACAGGAACUGUAUUUCAAAAGUAAGAUGUUGUCAGAAUACCUGAAGGGCCAAAUGAGAGUGCACGUAAAGGAACUGGGCAUGGUAUUAGGGAUUGAAUCCAGCGACCUGCCUUUGCUGGCAGCUGUAGCAAGCACCCAUUCUCCAUAUGUAGCCCAAAUAUUGCUUUGAAUCGUUGCAUUGCCAAAGGGCAGCAUUAAAAACAGUUGCAACAGAAUUUUUGCACAUAUUAGAAGAUGGCACCAAGAAGGAAACCCAUUCUGGAGAAAAAAAGGAUUAGCUUGACCGGGAAAAUAGCCUUUUCUCACUACUGCAUCUGUGAAAUUGGUCACAUCAAACCGAUUUAUUUAUCCAAUGUGAGAGUUGAAUUUGGAAGGUUCCUUUUGAAAACGAACAGUGUCUUUAAACAAACAAUUUCAAAUGAUGGGAAGAAAUUACAAAAAUUGCCUUCUGAUCAAUGUGGAAUCAGAGCAUCACACUUGUAGAAAUUUUGACUUCAGGGAAGUCGGACUAACCUCCCUUGUUCUUACUGAACCUGCACAUAUAUUUACCACAUGUUUUUAUUAUUUUGUAUUCUACAAAUGGAGUUUGUGUAAAGAGAUAAUCGUUUUGUACAUGUACUUUUACAAUUAUAAAUCGACUGUAAAAACUAAUUGUAUUUAAUGUUUUAGGAAUUACAUUGAUGUAACUGACAAAAAUUGAACAAUGCUAAUUGUUGACCUGUUUAAGUGGGAUCAUUGUAUGGCUGCUGUUGCUUUAGACUAUGUAAUAUAAGCAAUAAAAGUGUAGCAAACAUUGGCAGAUAAAAUUGUACAGGAAGGCAACAGUUGCAGAAAACAUGCAGUCAUCUGUUUGAGUCUCUCUCUAGCUGAUCUGACUCCAAUCUCUAAUCUUAAAUUGGUAAAAAUAUAAUUGGGAUAUUCCACUACCUCAGUUAACAACACUGCAUCAAGGGCUAUACUGUACAGUAUUUUACUUGUCUCUAUGUCUAAGUUUUGUAAUUUGUAGAUUGAUUUGGUUUUACCUAUUUUUAUCCUGUCAUUUUACACUUAUUAUGCAGCUUAGCGUGAUGAAUGGUAAAAUAUGCUGUGUAUCAUUAGCCAACACUCUGUACCAUUAAGUAAAGGAUGGAACAUGUCACAUUUACUCUCCCUUAACCCCCGUCCCCACACACAAUUGUACUGAAUCCCUGAUUUGAACCAUGAAUGUGUAAGAAGUGAUGCCCUGCAGAGAAAGAGGGCAGGUUAGAUAUUGAAAGAAUGCCCAUUUUUGUUUGAAUUACUGUAUGUCCUAUAGAAUAUCACUGAAAAUCAUACCGUUGCAGUAAAUUAACUGGUAUUUUUUUCUACAUUUGACUCAUUAAUCAACAAAAAAAUUCUUAUUUAUCUUUCCCAAUGUUUCUAAUCUCUAGAAGGAUUUUGUUUUGGGAGCGGUUUGCAGUUGGAAAUCCUGAUACAUUGCUCACUGGGUUGUGUAUUCAGGUGGGGGAUUGAAAUUACCCCCGUUAGAGAAAAAAAAUUGUGACUUGGAGGGAAGAAAAUGGGUGUGUGGAUAACAUUCCCUAUUGCAAGCAUGCAUCCCGUCUUACUCGUGAAGUAGCGUUCUGGUAAAUGGAGCAGUGAUGGCCUUGGACCUUCUCUGAGAUAAGAUGGUUUAGCGUUCACCAGGGAUUUUGAAAAAGGAGCUGAGGUAGUGGUGUGUGAGACCCGGAAGUGUAUGAUGCCAUUUUUGGGUAAACAGGUAUUUUACGUACUAUGUAUGAACAAGUAGUAAUAGGUGUUCUUUGAUGGAAUUAAUAACCAAUGAGAAGAUUGGUUAAGUACAUCACAUCUGCAAUUCCGUCUAUGUACAUGGUGCGUAAUGGACCUAACUUCAAUGAGAUUUAGAAUUUUGGGUGAGGAAGUUAAUGUAUCUUGUCCUUGUUUAUACACAAAGGUAAUUUUAUACAAUUGCAUAUUCUUAAAUCUGCAACUUUCCUUCGUGCAGUUUUGAAGUCUUACAUUUUCAAAAUGUUGUAAAAUCAUUUUUCUCCUGAAUAACUGCAACACAUGAUAAAUGCUAGGCUUCUAUUACAUUGUACACAUAAAAUAUUAUAUUUGCUGUUGCCAUCAUUGUAAUUGUCUUUUACAAUAUUUAAUUUAUUGACUCAAUGAAAGUUGUUAGCUAAACUAUAAAAGCAGAAUAUUCUGUAAAUGUUUUCUUUUAAGUAUGCACUAUAUAUUGUUUCCUAUUUGUUACUUUUAGAGGAUUUGUUUGUGCAAUAAAUGUGUAAAAAGUA